Trematomus bernacchii (emerald rockcod) is the source of this 1602-nucleotide messenger RNA. RefSeq lists its product as uncharacterized. Gene Ontology annotation, cellular component: membrane. The record is from RefSeq and is a predicted model, not a curated record. NCBI's taxonomy places the organism in Eukaryota, Metazoa, Chordata, Actinopteri, Perciformes, Nototheniidae. The transcript has 7 exons. The coding region runs from base 367 to 1005 and encodes 212 amino acids.
CUAUUAAGGCACAAAGAAAAAUCCUAACCAGUUUCUAAAAUGAAACCAGUCCUCCGAUGUCACAGUAAACUUUGUCUACACGCUGAUAAGCUCUUGACCAGUGAGCUCCCUGUGUCAUUUCCUCAAUAGUGGACUUUAACCGGUCCUUAUCGACACACUCCCAUGAACUUUAACCCCUGGAUCUGCUGCACUACACUGAGGAAUAACAGCGGCGAGAAAAUGAUCUGUUUAAAUGUUUCUUAUUUCAGCUAGAAGACAUAUUCUAUUCUAUAUGAGGGCAUGUGGAUGAAUGAGUGGAAGCUGUACAACAUUUGUGGAAGGUAAGAAGCUACAUGGAUAGAAAUCAGGAGUAAAAACUGAACAAAGAUGAUGCAGAACAUGUUCCAGGAGGGGUUGUACCAGGUGUUUUUUAAGGAGACACCCUUAACCCACCCACCGACCCCGGCUACCAAUCACAGCGAGCUACUUAACGGCAGGAUUCAUCGCUGGUUUGGGACGGUGGUUAAUACCAGACUAUUGGUCACUGGGGUGGUGCAGAUCCUCAGUGCCUUAUCUUGCAUACUGGCCACAGUCACCCAUGCAUGUGUCAGCUACAACUGCUCUGUAUCCAUGACAACACCUGUGUGGUCAAGCCUGUUUUAUGUGGCUUCUGGGUGUCUGGCAAUGGAGGUUCAGAGGAAGGCUGAUAAAUUAAAGAUCAUCGCUCUGAUGGGUCUGAACCUCUUUAGUCUGGUGUUUGGCUUCUCUACUCUCCUCGCAACCGGCCUCACCUCCACACAGCAUGUUGCACUCAACACCAACCAACAGCGCAUUGGUUCAUAUGUUGCAAAGGGAAGCUCCAUAGCGUUUGCUAUACAGUGUCUUUUGGCGUCAGUCUACAUACUUUUCCUGUCGCUGAGAGGCCUGCGUCGCUACAGUCCCAAUAUUCAGGCCUACAGCCGCAUCUCACAGGAUCCAGAUGAAACCAAUGGGCCUCUACUGGAAAAUGUGGAAUUCAGUCUGUGAAACUGAAAGACCUGAAACGACACACUCCUGCAUGCGCAAUGUUUUUGUAAACUCAGUUACUGUUGUUGAUCAGGGCUGGUAGGUUGUGCAAUGUGAUUGUGUUUGAGGAAGUUGUAUUAGAUAUUGUGAAAUCAUAAAAAUAAAUGAUUAACUUGUCAAAAGCAAAGAUUAAACAUACAAAAACAGAACAUGUUAAAAAAAGAAAGGGUGUAUAUAAAACACAGUAAUGAUGACAUUCAAUUAAAUAAAGUACAUGCAUGUUUUUACAGCUGAGCUAUCAUAAUCUUACAUUGUCAAAACUGAUUAUCGUUUUUCACAGACAGUGCUCUGUGUUCAACACUAGAGGGCAGCAUUGCCUGAGAUUUGUCAUGUUGUGCAGUGUGUGAUUAACUUCCUCUGUUUAGUGUAACAAUAGAUGAGGAAACGUUGUAACAAGUAAGAGUUGUCUGCUGCACAUGUUGAUUAUAUUAAGAGGAAACAAACGUUGCUGCAAUGAUUUAACUAUAAACUCUUCGACCACACUUGGUCUUUCUCAAGUGAAUUCACUGUUUUAAUCUGAUGAUCAUUGAGAGUGAAUAAAUAUGCUGUUUUACUAAA